AUGCACGAUCACCAACACGGAGCACGAUCACCAACACGGAGCACGAUCACCAACACGGAGCACGAUCACCAACACGGAGCACGAUCACCAACACGGAGCACGAUCACCAACACGGAGCACGAUCACCAACAACACGGAGCACGAUCACCAACACGGAGCACGAUCACCAACACGGAGCACGAUCACCAACACGGAGCACGAUCACCAACACGGAGCACGAUCACAACACGGAACACGAUCACAACACGAACACGAUCACCAACACGGAGCACGAUCACCAACACGGAGCACGAUCACCAACACGGAGCACGAUCACCAACACGGAGCACGAUCACCAACACGGAGCACGAUCACCAACACGGAGCACGAUCACCAACACGGAGCACGAUCACCAACACGGAGCACGAUCACCAACACGGAGCACGAUCACCAACACGGAGCACGAUCACCAACACGGAGCACGAUCACCAACACGGAGCACGAUCGCCAACACGGAGCACGAUCGCCAACACGGAGCACGAUCACCAACACGGAGCACGAUCACCAACACGGAGCACGAUCACCAACACGGAGCACGAUCACCAACACGGAGCACGAUCACCAACACGGAGCACGAUCACCAACACGGAGCACGAUCACCAACACGGAGCACGAUCACCAACACCAAACACGGAGCACGAUCACCAACACGGAGCACGAUCACCAACACGGAGCACGAUCACCAACACGGAGCACGAUCACCAACACGGAGCACGAUCACCAACACGGAGCACGAUCACCAACACGGAGCACGAUCACCAACACGGAGCACGAUCACCAACACGGAGCACGAUCACCAACACGGAGCAUGAUCACCAAGGUGUUCGUGAUGGUAGUUCUGAUGGUAGUGAAGAUGGCAUCAGAGGAGGUGGAGGAGCAGGAUUUGAGUCUUAUAGAAAUUACCAGGAUAAGAAGUGA
Molecule: messenger RNA, 957 nt
Organism: Homarus americanus (American lobster)
Lineage: Eukaryota; Metazoa; Arthropoda; Malacostraca; Decapoda; Nephropidae
Product: mucin-20-like
Exons: 2
Coding region: 1-957 (318 amino acids)
Source: RefSeq, a predicted model, not a curated record